Messenger RNA from Poecilia latipinna (sailfin molly), 2561 nucleotides. RefSeq names its product Ral GTPase activating protein catalytic subunit alpha 1. The record is from RefSeq and is a predicted model, not a curated record. Gene Ontology annotation, cellular component: cytoplasm; nucleus. The transcript is spliced from 4 exons. Gene Ontology annotation, biological process: regulation of small GTPase mediated signal transduction; positive regulation of GTPase activity. The annotation marks the transcript as partial. NCBI's taxonomy places the organism in Eukaryota, Metazoa, Chordata, Actinopteri, Cyprinodontiformes, Poeciliidae. Gene Ontology annotation, molecular function: GTPase activator activity.
AUUAUUAAUCCCCCUUCACUCUUCUGCUCCUUCCCAUCAAUCUUUACCCCCCCAUCCCCCCAUCCUCCGCCUCCCAACGCUCCAGCUCCGACACCUGGGCAACGACGAAGUCCACAUCAUUUGGUCUGAACAUUCCAGAGACUACCGCCGAGGGAUCAUCCCUACUGAAUUUGGGGACGUGUUGAUCGUCAUAUACCCCAUGAAGAACCACAUGUACUCCAUCCAAAUACUCAAGAAGCCAGAGGUGCCAUUCUUUGGGCCGCUGUUUGAUGGUGCUAUAGUGGACAUGAAAAUUUUGUCCACCAUGGUCAGAGCCACAGCUAUCAACGCAAGUCGAGCUCUCAAAUCGCUCAUUCCUCUCUACCAGAACUUCUAUGAGGAGCGAGCCCGAUAUCUAGAAACCAUUGUGCAGCACCACCAGGAGCCAACCGCGUUUGAGGAUUACUCUGCUCGAGUCUACAGCCCAGCUCCCUGCACUCACCCGCCCUCCGACACAGGCUCCUGCCUCGAGAUGCUUCGGGGAGAAAGUCCGGCUCUUGGGGAGGCCGGGAGCGACUCGGCGUCCCCCAUGUCUCCUCGAACUAGCAAGACCCGCAUGUCGAUGAAGCUGCGACGGUCCUCCGGAUCCGCCAAUAAGACUUGAGUCUCUCCACUUGAUCACUUCAUCCUCACGAAUAUAGCUUAGGUUAAAACCUUUAGUGUCACAUCUCAUGUUCAUCAGGGUUGAACAAUGGCUGUUUUUCCUGCACUGAACACACUCACACACACUUACAAAUGUACAUCUGGUAUAAUCUCAUCGUAUAAAUCUGCAGCUUUGCUUUCAUAAAACACUCACUCCAAUGCUGCUGAAAAAGUUCAACUUAAGCUGUGCAGUAUUAGAUCACACCAACACGUGCCAUGUGUGGAAGUUAGCAAAACACCUGUGUUACUGAGACUGCAAAACCGUAUUUAAAAAAUUAACUGUGCCACAUCAUGCACUGCUCUGCAAGCAAUGCUAGAGAGGAUAGUUGGUUGGAUAAAAUGUCAGAACAAACACGUCAGUAUGUUUGCAGCUAUCUGCAGGGGAAAGUGUUUUUAUUAUCGAAUACAAACAUAUUUGUGGAAGUUAGAAAGGUUCAGAAAUCACAACCUAGGUCAUGCUGUCAACUGUGGACAAGCACUGAUAUUCACUGCAUUUGUUUUGUCUUUUUUAUGUAAAUUCUGCUUUCACUCAAACAAAAUUGUCAAAUGCUGUAUUUUUAUUUGUCCCUCCAGAAACAAGAUUACUUUUUUUUUCUUUUUGCUUUUUUGACUAUAAAUAUGUAUUCUGUAUAUCUAUACAAGUAUAAAUAUAUAUAUAUAUAUAUAUAUACAUAUAUAUAUUAGAUACAUGGAUGUCUAUGAGAGUAUGUACAGUGUGACGAAGCUUGUUGUGUAAAUAAGAUUACAAGAAAAGCUGCCAAAGCCAAAACCGUGGUAUAUCCUCAGAGCAUGUGUUUGCUAUAAAUAAAAACAUAGGUCAACACUACAGAAUGUUACUCUUAACUACAGCAUUUUUCUUCAUCAGUUUGCACGUCAUCCUCUGGAAAUGUAGAAAUCAUCCCGUUUAGUUCGCAUCGUUAAUUAGGCGGAGGAUCUCUCUGGUUUGUCUGUCUUUCCACAGACUUCAGCUGAUGUCAGGUUUUGCAACUCCAGCAUUUAUUUCACUUGUUGCUAAAUGGGUCCUGAUGGAAAAGACAACAAAAACCAGUUUGCUGCAGAUUGACAGCCAAAGAUGAAAAGAGGUGGAGUCGUCGUUUUAGAAUAUGUAUAUUUUUAGCAUUAAUCUGCUCUCUAUUUAGAGGCAUCGCAAAUCUCCAGAUCAAAUUAGAUGGGACUGAUUUGGAGAAAAUGUUACAUUUGUUUCCCUUCACAUAUCCAUUGCCCAGUAUUAGUUUUCUUUUCUACUGUCUCAGCCAUAGAUUUUUAUAAAAAAUAGAUGAAGAAAUAAAUGAAAGGAAAGGGACUGUACUUUUUUUGUUGAUAAAAUGCCAUUCUUUAAUAAGACCGAUUAAAUGUUUCCUUUGUGUUUUAGAGUUAAACUGAGUGCUGGUCCCCUUUAAAUUAUUUUUAGAGGUCAAAAUACAAUUUAUUGUUAUGAAUUCUGCUGUCUGGACGUGUGCGCCAUCCCAGCACUUAAAUCUGCCCAUGUCUGCAUGCUCAUCAUGUAAUAAUUUGUUCCUUUCUUAAUCGUUUUCCUGGAAAAUAAUUCAACAAUACUCAGUUCAAAACCCGAUUAGCAUAAGCCAAAAUAAAAUAAAACAAAUGUUUCUUCUGUGAGAUGAGGAAGAAAGUCGCAUUUAAGUUGCAGCAGAAUUAUCCGCCGCCUUUGUAGGCUCUGGAUGUCCACAUGUUGGCAGAUGUUUGUAACUACUGAUGUAAAAAGAAACUGCAUUUCAGCACUAACUGCAUGUUAUCAACACACACACGCACAGACAUGCUCGCAAGCUCAGCAAACCUGUAAACAGUGUAACUGUUUCAAACACAAAAUAAAGUGUCAAUGUGCAACAAUGGACUUAAACAAUAAAAGAUUUGUACCUGUG